AUGCCGGCGAAGAGCGGGCGACAAGCGUUGUAUUCGAACUACCGUCGCCGAAGACGACCGUUGAACGCUUCGUGCAUGCCGAAGAACCAGCGCCCGCAAGGGUGCGGGCCACUGCUGCCACCGAUUGGCACAGGAGGCAAGCAGGUGGUCGUCGUGGACCACGUAGCGCCGGAGCUGGACAAGAUCCGGCACUUGUCCGAGUACAAGUCGGACCUUCCCUGCGUCCAGACUGGGACGUGCCCCGUGCCGGUGUUUCGCUGUUCGAAAGGCCACGUGUGGGAGCCGAACGGAACACCGGUGUGCUUCUAUUGCCCCAUCUGCGCUGACACGAGGAUCACGACGAGGAUGAAGAGAAAGCGAGAUCUGGAAGCGAUGCAAGAGAUCGCCCGAGGGAAAGGGGGAGAAUGCAUCGCCGAGGAGUACCUUGGUAUAGAUGAGAAGAUCGCUUUCCGGUGCGGCGAUGGGCACGAGUGGCUAACUUCGCCGUCCAACUUGGUCUACAAAAAUACGUGGUGUCCCAAGUGCGCCGCCCUUCGUUCGGUCGAGCGCAAGAAGCUCACCCUCGCGGACAUGCACCAGACGGCUCGGCAGUUCGGAGGGGUUUUCCUGAGCCCCGAGUACAAAGGAGCGGCGGUCAAGCACGAAUGGCGGUGUAAACGAGGCCACACGUUCUGGAACACGCCGAACAACGUCCGCCGUGCCGAAGGAGGUCGCCGAGUUGCCACUUUCUGCAAGAUAUGCACGUCGAUGGAUAGGAGAAUACUCAAGGCGGCCGUUUUGGGAGGGCUGGACAAGGACGACGCCAAGAGCACGUUGGACCAGUUGAACGCGGUGGGCGCCAUGCCGAUAAGGCGGCAUUUCUUGAAGAAAAGGGCGACCGGGAAGUCGACUCUGGCGGCACAGAGGCGGAAAAUGAUCCGCAUGAACAACAGGAGCAGCAGCGGCAGUCCAGCAAAUACCACCAGCAAUAUUAGUAGCAGCGGGGAAGCCCCUGUCCGAUGACGGUAGUACAUGGUACGCAUACCGGUAAAAACUGCGGCACAGCAGUUCCCAAGUAUCAACGCCGCCCUUCGGCGUUUUGGGAUGCUGAUGCAUUUCCAGGCGACGUGUGCGUCGUUUAUGUUCUACAUAGCCCAAAUGUAAGCGAUCUCGCGGGAGACCUUGCGCACAGGACUAAGCCAAGACGAGUGGUGCAAGCAUGAUGGCACGCGAUAGGCGUGCCAUCAGGUGUUAACCGACUCCUUUACUUUUUACUCAGAAAGGUACAAUCGUGGUAUUGUGUGUAGCUCAUCAGGGAGCAAAGGGGGCCCGUCACACCGCGACCUGGGUGAGUCACUUCCGGUUGUUCUUUUGUGAGAUGCAAGGGUGUAAGGGAACGGGAGAUGUAGGGUACACCCCGCUCGCGAAGACGGGAGAGGAGGGGCAGCGGAAGGGAUGACGUGUGCACUUCCCGUUUCACCCGAUGCAAAAACUUGUGUUUGUGGUGUACAUCCUCGAUCUGCAGUCUCGGACUGCUGUGGGGUGCGCCCUGAGUGUCUGCUGCUGCUGUGGAACGUUCUGUAGGAACAGUGUUUUCCGCUCAUUUUGGAGUUCUGGGUGUUGUGUGCGUUACCGCAAGGGUGUAGAAAGCGGCAGCAGACUUU
Messenger RNA from Ectocarpus siliculosus, 1643 nucleotides. The record is from the annotation of a GenBank genome assembly. NCBI's taxonomy places the organism in Eukaryota, Phaeophyceae, Ectocarpales, Ectocarpaceae.